UUUUUUUAAUUUGCUAAUGUCUUCAAGUGGCGAGGACUUUGUCGAUUUGGAUCAAGAAUUGUCUUCAUGCGAAUCAACUUCUUCAGAAUCUUCAUUCAAAACAAAACAAAUUAAAAAUAAAUUAAAGAGGGAUAUAAAUAUUAAUUUGAAAGAAUUAGAUGGGAAAGAUGGAGAAGAUUUGCCUGAAAAUGGUUUGUACAAAGUUAUUGGACAAGUUGAUGAACAACCUGUUUUUGAGAGGAAAGCGAACAAGUUUACUGAACCUUGGAUAGCAAAUGCUCACAAAUUUUGUGCAAAAAUGCUUGAUAAUUCUGUCAAUUUAUUACCUUUGGAAGAUCUUCUUAAAUUUGGUUUAAAACAAGAAUUUGUCAAUAAAUUAAAUACUUAUACAAAUGUAUGUUUUCCUGUGCAGUCAGCAGUUCUUCCAAUUUUAUUGAACAAUAAAAAUGGAUUUUUGCCGGCUAGAGAUGUUGUUAUUUGUUCUCCAACUGGUAGUGGUAAAACACUUUGUUAUGUUCUACCAAUAUUAAAUAAUAUUCGUUUUGUUGAAGAUGCUUCAGCAGUUUAUGCUUUAAUUAUAGCUCCGUCAGCUUCUUUGGCUGAACAAAUAUUUAAGGAAUUUGAAAAGUUUAACGUAUUUAAUGCAAAAAUAGUUGCUUUGUAUGGAAAUACAACUUAUUUUCAUGAAAGAUCUGUGCUAUUUCCUAAUAAUUCUUGUAUAAGCCAAGCACAUUUAAUUAUCGCAACUCCUGGAAGGUUAUUGGAUCAUUUAAUGGAUAACGAUGGAAAUUUUAUCAAUUUGUCUAUGCUUCGAUUUUUGGUUAUUGAUGAAGCUGAUAAAAUGCAAGAUACAGCUAGAAUUGAAUGGCUUGAUGUUAUUGAAAGGCUUUCUUGUGCCUCAAUAGCUUCAACAAACAAUUUAUCAAUUUCUUCAUUAACCAAUAAUUUUAAACAAAAUUGUCAUCUUCAAAAAAUUUUGGUUUCUGCAACACUUUUAUUAGAUGUCAAUAAAUUAUAUAUUUGGAAUCUUCGAUGCCCUCAACUUUUUUUGGCUACAGAUAAGGAAGUGGAAGAGGCGAACGUGCAAGAACAACAAAAUGGAGAAAGUGGUCAAAUGAGUAUUUUAUUGCCGGAGUGUUUAAAUCAUAAAAUUUUAAUUUGUGAUCAAAAAUUGAAACCUCUCAUUCUCUUUCAACAAAUUAAAUUACACAUAAAUGAAUGGAAUAAAAUAAUUGUUUUUGUUAAUAAAAAACAAACUAGCUAUCGACUUUCCUAUUUACUACAAAAACUAAACUCGUCAAAUUUGUUCAAAUUAGCUGAAUUAAGUUCAAAUUUACACAGAUAUCGUCUUUUAAAAUUGAUUAAAAGCUUUAGGAAUGGAAAGAUUCGUAUAUUAAUUGCUUGUGAUCAAUUUUCUCGUGGUGUUGAUGUCCAAGAUGUUGAUUGUGUUAUAAAUUAUGAUGUACCAAUAAAUGAACGAAUUUUUAUUCAUCGUGCGGGAAGAACUGCUCGAGCUAUGAAGGGAGGAUUGUUACUUUCUUUGUUUACUAAAGAUGAGAAAAUGAGACUCAGGAAGCAACUAUCGUGCCAUAAUUUGUGGAAAAAUGUCGAAGAAUUAAAUAAUUUUAAAGUUGAAGACGAAGAAGCAAUUAAACAAUACAAAAAAGCUUUAGCACAAUUGGAAAGUGAAUGUUUACCAAAAACUAUUAAAAGGAUAAGGAAAAGAAGAAUAUUGGUAAAGAAUCAAUAG
This is a messenger RNA of Meloidogyne enterolobii, 1750 nucleotides long. NCBI's taxonomy places the organism in Eukaryota, Metazoa, Nematoda, Chromadorea, Rhabditida, Meloidogynidae. The record is from the annotation of a GenBank genome assembly.